Molecule: messenger RNA, 831 nt
Organism: Macadamia integrifolia
Lineage: Eukaryota; Viridiplantae; Streptophyta; Magnoliopsida; Proteales; Proteaceae
Exons: 2
Coding region: 49-831 (260 amino acids)
Biological process (GO): SCF-dependent proteasomal ubiquitin-dependent protein catabolic process
Cellular component (GO): SCF ubiquitin ligase complex
Source: RefSeq, a predicted model, not a curated record
UAGAAAACAAAUCCCUUUCGAGGAAUUAGGGUUUUUUGUACUCCAUUUAUGGAAGCUUUUGGGGAUGAUGAAUUAGGGCUAGUUCUUAAGAGGGUUAUUGAUCGAAAUGACAGGAAAUCUUGUGCUCAGGUUUGUAAUCAGUGGUUGAGGGUAGAGGGCUUAACUCGUUUGGCUCUACGGAUCUUAGAACCUGAACUCCUCCGUAAAUUCUUGCUGAGGUUCCCUAACUUGAUUACUUUGGAAGCAGCUGGAGAGAUCACUAAUUCUGACCUUGAAUUAAUAGCCGAAACGUGUCCAGAUCUUCGGUUGCUCAAUCUCAAUCUUCGUCAAACGCAGAGGGUUCUCGAUGAGUUCGAGGAAUUGGGUCCAAACGAUGUAGGGGACGAUGGUGUCUGUGCCGUCGCGAUUCGUUGCCCUGCUUUAACCAAGGUUUUUCUACGUAGGCGGAGUCGAAUCGGGAAUGUGGGAGUUGUGGAUCUCAUAAAAUCUUCCCAAAAUUUAUCGACUUUGGAUCUGGCAAAGUGUACUAAGAUCACGGAUCAAGCAUUAGAAGCCAUUGAAGCAGCGACUUCACUGCGAGUUCUCAACCUGCGACGCAUUAAGCUUCCUAAAGCUUUUGCAGCCAAAGGCACACCUUCACAUUUCUUCACAAUUUCCUUACCAAUCACUUCCAAGUUUGCAAUCUCUUCUCUACCAUCUCCAAAUGCACAUUGCUUGAACAGAUCCCAACAAUCAUCCUCUGAGAGUCCUUUCAAGUGGAGAGCAGGAAAAGUGCCCAUGAUUGAUGCUACUUUUUCAACCCGAGUGGUUACAAGAAUUGAACAUCCUUGA